AUGGACGACGACGGCGAGGAUUGCGUGUAUUUCGGGCGCGCGUUGGAGCGCGCGGAGGGCGCGGGGGGGCGCAAGAUGCACCUAGCGCUGGCGGAGGGGCGCGCGAAGCAGGCGGUGCCGCCGUGGCAGCAGGAGGCGCGCGACGAGGAGGGCCGGCGGCGGUUUCACGGCGCGUUCACGGGGGGAUUUUCCGCGGGGUACUUCAACACCGUGGGGUCCAAGGAAGGGUGGCACCCUUCAUCGUUCCGGUCGUCGCGCUCUGCGCGCGCGGAGGUGCGGCAGCAGAGCGUGGAGGCGCUGAUGGACGCCGACGAGCGACACGACGCGCAGCGCAGCGCCGUGGCGGCUCACAGCGCGUUCGACACGUUCGGGUUCACCGCCGCUGAGCGCGCCCGCCACCUCGCCUCCACCGCGGACCGGCGCCCCUCCGCCAUUCCCGGGGGAGCCGUGGCGGAGCUGCUGGCCCCUGCCGCUGACUCCAUCGUGGGAGCAGAGCACAGGCAAAGGACGGCAGGGGGAGUGAGAGGAGGGGAGAGGGUUGGAGAGAGGGGCCUGGGUGGGCGGCGCAGGGCAGGCGGCAUGCAGUCGCUGUUUGCGGCAGGGAGCGGGCGGGUGGCGGGGGGGUUUGGCAUCGGGGCGCUGGAGGAGGCUGGGGCUGAGGACGAGGAUAUCUACGACUCCGGUGACGGAGCAAAGAAAUGGUUGAUUGCGCAUGGUGGCAUGGCACAUUACCAUCCCACCGCGCUGCUUCUCUCCUUACAUGCUUGUCCCCGUUCACUUCCACUCACGCUGCUUCACCUUUUCACACAUGUGCUGCUGUCCUCCCUCACACCCUUCCAACCCCCCUCCAGGUACCCGCCCCCCCACGUGCCCUCCUCCUUCACGCCCCACCACGUCUUCCCCUCCUCCGCACCCCCCUCCGCCUCACCAGCGCCCUCCCCACUCGCCCCGCCACCAGCCCCUCCGCCUGCGGACGAGGCGGUGCGGGCAGCGGUGGAGGGCGUGGCGGCCAUGGUGGCGCGCUGUGGGGCGCACGUGGAGGCGCUGCUCACGCAACAGGCGGGGGGAGGGGCGGCGCACGGCCAAGGGGCGAGGGAGGAAGGGGUAGGAGAGCGCAGUGAGCUUGCCCCGGCGCGGCUGGCGUUCCUGGUGGGCGGGGAGGGCAGUGCUUACUACAGGCGCCGCGUGUGGGAGCUGGCGGAGAGGCACAGGGCGGCGGAAGGCAGGGCAGCAGCGGGCAAGGCGGUGGAGAGCAGUGGGGGGGUGCGGCUGGGGCCUGAUGCUCGGGGUGCGCUGCUGGGCGAGCAGCCGUUGCCUUCCUCCCAGCCUUCCCCUGCCCUGCCUCCAUCAUCUCACCCCACAUCCACCUCUGCUGCUCCUCCUGCUGCACCUUCUGCCUCUCCUGCCGCUCCUUCCCCUCCCACCGCGCCGGCCUUCCAGCAGCAUGGGGCGGCGGCUGAGCUGGCAGCAAUGAUGGCGGCGCGCUUCCACAGCAGCGGGCACGAGGACAGGGCUGGCAAGGCCGGCAUGAGCAGUGAGGGGGCGGCGCUUCCUGCUGCGCCCAGGGAAGACACGGCGCUGGUAGGGGCGGCAGUGGUGGUGGCGAGGCGGAGGGAGGAGGCGUGGAGGCCGCUGCCUCUGCUGUGCAGGCGGUUCAACCUGGCCGACCCGUUCGCGGGGAAGGUGAGAUGGGCGUGUCACCCUAUGGGCGUGUCACCCUGUGAGAUGGGCGUGUCACCCUGUGAGAUGGGCGUGUCACCCUGUGAGCUGCCUGCCCCUCGCCUGCUCUCCCCUCGCCUGCUCUCCCCUCGCCUGCUCUCCCCUCGCCUGCUCUCCCUCGCCUGCUCUCCCCUCGCCUGCUCUCCCCUCGCCUGCUCUCCCCUCGCCUGCUCUCCCCUCGCCUGCUCUCCCCUCGCCUGCUCUCUCCCCUCGCCUGCUCUCCCCUCGCCUGCUCUCCCCUCGCCUGCUCUCCCCUCGCCUGCUCUCCCCUCGCCUGCUCUCCCCUCGCCUGCUCUCCCCUCGCCUGCUCUCCCCUCGCCUGCUCUCCCCUCGCCUGCUCUCCCCUCGCCUGCUCUCCCCUCGCCUUCUCUCCCCUCGCCUUCUCUCCCCUCGCCUGCUCUCCCCUCGCCUGCUCUCCGCUCGCCUGCUCUCCCCUCGCCUGCUCUCCCCUCGCCUUCUCUCCCCUCGCCUUCUCUCCUCUCGCCUGUGCUCGCCCCUCGCCUGUGUUCUCAUCUCCCGCUCUCCCAUCUCCCGCACUCCCAUCUCCCGCUCUCCCAUCUCCUGCUGUUGCCUGUUCCUCUCGCUCUUUUGUCAAUCUGGGUUGUCAUGAAUGCCAUCUUCUCAGACGAUGAAGACAGCGACGGCGAUCCUCGUGCCAUGUCAGCAGCGCCAGGUGGCAUUGAUGACGUGGCAGCAGCAGAAGCUGCCACGCGGGCGCUGGCCCGGCUGGAAGCAGGUGACUUCCUGGAGGGGCUGGGCGAGGAGCUGGGCUUGCAGGUGGACCCGGGGGAGGUGCGACGCGGGGCAGGGGGCGAAGGGCGGCGAGGGGAGAGGGAGGGUGGCAAGGGUGCGGAGGGGGAGAGUAAGGUGGGGAAGGGGAGGGCAGGGAAGGAGCAGGAGGGUGGUGUGUGGGGCCAGGGGGGUAACGGUUCUGGCUUGGCAGGCAGUGCAGGGGGUGCGGUUGCAGCAGAGCGGGUAGAACAAGCAGGAGAAGGCAGGGAGAACAUGACAGGCGGAAGGGGGGGGAGUGAAGCACACGUGAGGGAGGGGCAGCAGGGUGACCAGGGAGGCAGUGCAGGUGGUAUGGGUGAUGCAGAUAGAGGCACGAGAGCAGUGAGAGCGAUGGGAGCAGCAGUGAGGGGGACUACUGUGGGAGCGACAGCAGCAGCGAGAGGAGGCACAUCAAGAGCAAACGGCGGCGGCGUGGUGACAAAGGGGGGCGCAAGAGGCACAAGUAGUGACAUGAUGGGUGAAACCGAUGUGUUGUGA
Closterium sp. Yama58-4 is the source of this 2988-nucleotide messenger RNA. The record is from the annotation of a GenBank genome assembly. NCBI's taxonomy places the organism in Eukaryota, Viridiplantae, Streptophyta, Zygnematophyceae, Desmidiales, Closteriaceae.